AUGCCUGGAUCGAAGUCAAAAUCCCGCUAUAUUUUGCUUGGCGAGGCUUUGGGAACCAACCAUACGCGCAAUAUGCUCGGUCGUGUGGUUCGCGACAAGAAAUGGCCGCUUCAUCAUUUUGUGCCGGCGGAUCCUGAUGCCGAAGACGGCGAAGGUGGCAUCAACCCUUGUCAAAUCCUCAAGAAAAUCUCAGAGGGGUCUGUGAAGAGUAGUCUUAAGAACACUAUGAACAGUUAUGAGGGAAGCGAGGCCAAAGCAGAGAUGACGAGGUUGUUGAACUUGCAUGCCAGUAAUACGACCCAUCGAAAUGCUCAAGUCACUUCUGGGACAAUCACUAAAUACACCAUGACGAAUGUAAAUCGAAAAUUGAAAAAGCUGAUGGAAAACGAUCUAUACUGCCAGGCAAUAAUGGAAGAGCUCAAUGCAAGACCAAGACCACAAGAACCAUUGCUGGUGGUUGGAAUGCUCACUUGUGAAGAUACGAAGGUAGAAUUGGGCGCAGGGCGUAAUCAGGCCUUUGGUGGUGGAGGUGGUGUAUCUGGAGACCAGACUGGUAUCCCCGGGGCCAGUGCUCACGUUGCGUAUCAGAAUGCUGGAGGUGGCUCAGGAACGACAACGCAGACGCUCCAAGAGGAGGUCAUCUUAGCAUUGGCUUAUGAUACUGUAAAGUUGAAGAGAUGUGCGAAAUGGCUAUGCCUUUCCCACGAUGCGGAAGAGGACAAAGUCACCACAGGCCGUAAAGUAUUUGGCGAUGGACCUGAGCUUCUUGGUCCAGCGGACGACGAGGAAAGCUCCGGAGAUGACGACGUUUCGAGCGGCGAUUUUCUUAUUUGCGUCCGUUGA
This is a messenger RNA of Bacidia gigantensis, 843 nucleotides long. RefSeq lists its product as uncharacterized. The record is from RefSeq and is a predicted model, not a curated record. Lineage: Eukaryota; Fungi; Ascomycota; Lecanoromycetes; Lecanorales; Ramalinaceae. The transcript has a single exon. Bases 1 to 843 code for a protein of 280 amino acids.